Molecule: messenger RNA, 2787 nt
Organism: Trypanosoma theileri
Lineage: Eukaryota; Euglenozoa; Kinetoplastea; Trypanosomatida; Trypanosomatidae
Product: cAMP specific phosphodiesterase
Exons: 1
Coding region: 1-2787 (928 amino acids)
Biological process (GO): signal transduction
Molecular function (GO): protein binding; 3',5'-cyclic-nucleotide phosphodiesterase activity
Source: RefSeq, a predicted model, not a curated record
AUGGGGGAAAAUGGAGGCCGUCAUCUUCUUGAAGCGCUGACGCUCUGUGAAGUCAUUAUGGCACGGUAUAAACGCUGUGGGUUGAAACUUGAUGAGACAGAGAUGAAAGCGUUUCGCGCGCUUAAUGAACGAUAUGCUGAUCUUACCACAAGUGCUCAAGAUCGCGCAGGAACCCUAAGGAAAGAAAAAACCGUAGGCUCGGAACCAAGUGUACCUCUUAUUGGAGCGCAAUUCCAAACACCCAUUGACUCUAUUGUUAAUUUGAUGGACAAGUGCAUUGAUCUGAAUCUUCCUAUCAAAGAGGUACUAAGUCGGCUAAAUGAGCAACUUUCAUUUGUACUUCGUGCCAGCCAUACGCAUACCUACUACCUUGAUCCUGGCGACAUGCUUCUGGUGGACCCCCUACACGGAGUAGCUGCACCAUUUGAUGAGAGUACGCCACUGGGAAAGACAGUGUCAACAGGAGAAGAAUGCACAAUUGCGGGAACAUUAUACAUUCCUCUUAGCCACAACAACAAGGUUUUGGGGUGUGUGGAAAGUCCCCAUGGGAGAAGUGAUUAUCACAGCCACCCAUUACUCGAAGGAACCCUGCGGGUGGCUGGUAUGAUCUUGCAGAAUGCUAUUGAAGCUGAAAGACUUAACUGGAACAAGGAAAAAGCAGAAGCCAUGUUGACGAUGGCGACACAAUUGGCUCGUGAUAAUCUUGAUGAAGCGGUACUCGCGAAUUCUAUAAUGAAUACUGCAAAGGCGCUUACAGAGAGUGAUCGAUGCAGUAUUUUUCUUGUCAAGGGAGAUACACUGGAGGCUCACUUUGAAGAUGGCAACGUUGUCACAAUACCAUCUGGUACCGGCAUUGCUGGAUAUGUGGCCCAGACAGGUAAGACUGUGAAUAUUGCUGAUGUGUAUGCGGAUGAACGGUUCAACCGCGAUGUGGAUAAAGCGACUGGAUACCGCACAAAGACAAUACUGUGUAUGCCAGUGAUGUACGAAGGAACGAUUGUGGCUGUUGCACAGCUGAUCAACAAACUGGACAUGGUGACUGAGGGUGGCCUCCGACUCCCACGUACCUUUGGAAAGCGCGAUGAAGAGCUGUUCCAGACGUUCUCCAUGUUCGCUGGUGCCUCACUGCGAAAUUGCCGUAUCAAUGAAAGCCUGGUGACUGAGAAGAAGAAGAGCGAUGCCAUCCUGGACGUUGUGACCCUGUUGUCUAACACUGACAUCCGCGACGUGGACGGCAUUGUGCGUCACGUGCUUCAUGGCGCGAAGAAACUGCUGAAUGCAGACCGCUCUGCGCUCUUUCUUGUGGACAAGGAGCGAAAUGAGUUGUACAGCCGCUUGGCAGACAGUGUGGCGGGGAAGGAGAUUCGAUUUCCGUGUGGACAAGGUAUUGCUGGUACUGUGGCAGCAUCUGGUGUUGGUGUUAACAUCAUUGACGCCUAUCAGGAUCCUCGCUUCAACCGUGAGGUCGAUAAGCAGCUUGGCUACCGCACACAGACGUUGCUCUGUGAGCCCAUUGUGUUGAACGGGGAUAUCCUUGCCGUUGUGCAGCUCGUGAACAAGCUGGACCACACCGGAGAGGUGACUGUUUUCACUGACAAGGACCGUGAGACAUUCCAUGUGUUCUCCCUUUUCGCUGGAAUAUCUAUCAACAAUUCUCAUUUGCUUGAGUUUGCUGUGAAUGCGGGUCGUGAAAUGAUGGAACUGAAUGAGCGUCGCAUGUUUGCAGGUGAUCGUCGUGGUUCUCUGCGUAGUGUAAAGCGUCUCCUUGCCAUUACAGACGCAGAACGGAAUGCCGUGAGGAAUAUUGCACUAAACAGUGUGGACAUCACAGAUAUUAAUUUUGAUUUGUUCCGUGUGCGGGAGAAGGCGGAAGAGCCUCUUGACGCCGCUGCUGCUGUUGCAUACAGAUUGAUAUUGGGAACAGGUCUGCCACAGAAAUUCCGUUGCAGCGAUGACACGCUGUUAAACUUUAUUCUUCAGUGCCGGAAAAAGUAUCGCAAUGUGCCUUAUCACAAUUUUUACCAUGUUGUGGAUGUUUGUCAAACCAUAUAUACAUUCCUGUAUUAUGGUAAGGCCUGUGAAAAGUUGACGGAGCUGGAGUGCUUUGUACUCUUGGUAACAGCAUUGGUCCACGAUCUUGAUCACAUGGGAUUGAAUAACAGUUUUUAUCUCAAGACAGAGUCCCCUCUUGGGAUUCUAUCAAGUGCGAGUGGUAAUACCUCUGUACUGGAGGUACACCACUGUAAUCUUGCGGUUGAGAUUCUUUCUGAUCCUGAUUCUGAUGUAUUCGGAGGUCUUGAGGGAGCGGAUCGUACCAGUGCUUACCGUGGAAUGAUUGAUUGCGUGCUCGCAACUGAUAUGGCUAAACACAAUGAACUACUGAAUUUAUUCCUGACAGCAAUGGAACGACCAUAUGAUAUUAAUGACACAAAUAGUAGGCAAAUGGUUAUGGAUGUAUUAAUGAAAGCUGGAGAUGUUUCUAAUGUAACAAAACCUUUUGACAUCUCUCGUUUAUGGGCAAUGGCAGUGACAGAGGAGUUCUAUCGCCAGGGUGAUAUGGAGAAAGAGAAGGGUGUCGAAGUUCUACCCAUGUUUGACCGCUCAAAGAAUACUGAGCUUGCUAAGGGCCAAAUUGGCUUUAUUGAUUUUGUUGCUGGUCCAUUCUUUAAGAAAAUUGUGGAUGCGUGUCUGAGUGGUAUGACUUGGGCUGUUGAACGUGUGUCUAGCAACCGUGCGCAAUGGGAACGGACGCUAGCUGCCCGAACUUCUUCAGUGGGUGGCAACUGA